ACGAAUCCGAAUUCUGGGAGCUCCCUCAGCGGCGGCGGCGGCGGCGGCGGCGGCGGCGGCAAUCAAGUGGUGCCGCAGUCCGCCGCUGGGGCGACCGCAGCCACGGUGUCAGGCCAGCCGAGCGACAAUCAGCUCAGGUCGCAAGAGUGACCCAGGCCUAGGUCCGCCGCCUCGCCGACGCUAUCGUCGACGCCAUCGUCGACGACUUCGCACCCGCAUUAUCUCAUGUACGAUGAGGACGGGCCCGCGGCGGACCAAAAGAUGGAAGUGGACGAGCGAAGUGUCAUCGAGACGAGUAGCAUGGUGAAUCCCGAACAGGUGGUAGCCGCCACCGCCGGUGGUAUUGGCGUGGGAGUUGGCAUCGGCGUAGGUGGACCGGGUACGGCCACUGGAAGCAGUACCGGAUUGACUGGUUACUGGCAACACGCGACUACCGCCACCGGCUACUGGCCGUCGUUGUUCGACUGCUGGACAACGCCGCCGAUCGCGUCCGGUUCGCAGACGCUGUCUUUACCGCGGGAUGACGAUUGAGGCCAGUAGAGUUUUAUCGACUACUCACGCGUUGUCCCGAUUCCUCCCAAUUUAUCGUGAUAUCUCGUUUCGUUUCAUUAAACAUCGAAUGUUUGAUCUAAGCGAAUUAAGCUCGGAAGUAUCACAUUUAUAUCUCCACCGAGAGUCGCAGAAAUGAUUCAGUUGUAAUAAAUUUCAAAAAUACUAAUAGUCAAAUGACUUCUUCAUAAAUCUUUAUAAAAAGUUCGAGGUCAUGCGUUAAUCAAUAACCAAUUGAAAUUAUACAUGUUGAUGCAAACUUUGUCGCAAAAUUGAAAAUAUUUACUUUUCGCGAAUUUUGAAUUUCACUGACAACUCUAAAUCUUUGAUUUCGGGAUUUUCGCGAAAAUUAAAAGGAAGAAAAAAAGGAUAAAGAACCAGUGUCUCUCACGAUGAAAGAAUUGACCGAAUUUACCUUUGAAAAUAUUUGAUUACGAUGUAAAUAUGAUGUACUGUGCGAGUAAUCGAUCAUAUCGGGCGCGGUCGAUUGUAAGUUCGGUGAACUCGCAUAUAUUCCUCGAGACAGAUAAAAGUUAAUGGAGUACAAAUGUUAAACUUUCGCCGCGAUGAAAAGUAUAUUUAAUCCCCCUCCCCAACUUUACCUCUUUUAAUUUGGAAAAUAUGUUCACUAUUCGAGUGCGAUGCUGACUAUACGCGAUAAAAUAACGAAAUAGUAUUAUUUCGCUGAGAGAAAUGAAAAGAUUGCGUGUUUCUUCAAAAGAAUCAUGUGACGUAAAUGUAAAUCGUUGUACGCUGCAUUAUGCUUUCUAAUUUCUUUUUCGACACAAUGUAAAAUAAUAGGGCGGGGAUUAAUUUCCGAAGGAACGACGACGCUAAAAUAAAGAUCCCUCGCGGAUUACGUACUCACUAAUUCUGUAGAUAUAUGUAUAGUAGAACGCCGGUUCUUUUUGCGCCGAGCGUACAACUGUAUACCAAAAAAUUGUUACAUUGUAAUGACGAUAAUAACGAUCAUUCAGCAGAAUAAAAAUAUUAUAGGCUGUAAGUAAGCGGAUUGUGCGUUGUACAGUGUAUGGAACAUCCUAUCGACUAGGCGUACGUUAUAAAUCUAAAUUAGUAUUGUCGAAAUAAUUAACUAAAACAAUAUUCACAGUAACCUCUCGCGGCGCGUGCAAUUGAAUUUUUCAAGUCCGUCGAUUCUCUUCCUCUUCGUACUCUUAUCGUUCCAACGACAAUGUUUAACUUAUACGUAUAUACCCUUGAUUGUGUAAUUAGAGAAGGCGUUAACGUAUAUUCAACGAAAAUGUCCUAUUUUUAUAAGUAGCUUAUGAUUUGAUAGACCGCGCGCGUUAUGAGAAAACAAAACCAAAGUUAAACCCAAAAGAUAUCACGUAUGUAUAGUAAUUAUGCCGCGCGUCGAGGCCACGGAGAUAAUUGUAUAAAUUAUUACACAUAACGGGGGGAGUGUGGUGGAGCGUCGGGGAGAUUUUGACGGGAUGAAACGACGACGAAACACAUACACAGGCACACACACACACACACACACACGACGCGAGAAUCGAACGACUUCGGAAGUCAACAGCGAGCGGCCGAUCGUCAACAGAGCUCGAAGCAUAGUCAUGUAAGAUAGGCGUAAGAAACGACCGCUAUUUUGUAUGGAUCCCAAUGUCGUACAAAUGUUCGUCGUAAUCACAUAUCCCAGUCCCUGCGGUGAGUGAUUUGUAACGUCACGCAGAAUCUUCUUCAGUCCCGUUUGUCACCUCACUCGCUACGUGUAAACGUUCCUACUGGGCGAUAUUGAGCGCCGUAAAAAAAGGCCCCGUUUGUAAUCUAGUCACAAUAAAAACCAAUUCUAUUCUAAA
Molecule: messenger RNA, 2369 nt
Organism: Monomorium pharaonis (pharaoh ant)
Lineage: Eukaryota; Metazoa; Arthropoda; Insecta; Hymenoptera; Formicidae
Exons: 1
Coding region: 226-531 (101 amino acids)
Source: RefSeq, a predicted model, not a curated record